ACCAUGUCAGUUACUGUUAUUAAGAAGAGAGUCCUCUUUGAGAUGCACAUUUUUCUCUUUUUCUUUUCAUUGAUUAAUUCAUUUGAUCUUUUUUAAAUUCAUCCGCCGUUGUGUGUGCGUCACGUGUGGAGAUCAUGAGAGAGUUUAGCAUCUUCUCCUGGAUCUGGAUUCCUAUAAUCCUGUUGCUGACGGAGAUCUCGUCAUGUGCUGGUGACGCAAAUGUUGUGAAUCCUUGUUGUUACUACCCAUGCCAGAACUCAGGGGUGUGUGUGAGAUUUGGUACAGGUGGCUACCAAUGUGACUGCACUCGCACUGGCUUCUAUGGAGAAAACUGCACUGUCCCUUCACUCUGGACCAGGGUUUAUCUCAUGCUCAAGCCCAGUCCCGCAGCAGUUCACUACCUACUCACCCACUUUCGGUGGCUCUGGUACGUGGUCAACAACUCUUUCCUGCAAGAUACCAUCAUGCGAAUAGUACUGACAAUUAGAAGUGACCUCAUUCCAAGUCCUCCCACCUACAAUACCAAAUAUGGAUACCUCAACUGGGAGUCUUACAACAACAUCUCCUAUUACACCCGGCUUCUCCCUCCUGUACCUGAAGACUGCCCUUUACCCAUGGGAACUAAAGGUAAACCCGUUCUUCCCGAUCCGAAAGUGUUGAUGGAACGUUUCUUCAAAAGAACCAAAUUCAGGCCUGACCCCCAGGGAACCAAUCUGAUGUUUGCCUUUAUGGCCCAGCACUUCACCCACCAGUUUUUCAAGACUGACCAUGGAGUUCAUGUUGGCUUCACCAAGGGUUUAGGACAUGGGGUAGAUGCAAGUCAAAUUUAUGGAGAAAAUCUCAUGCGGCAGCUUCAACUACGGCUUCAUGAAGAUGGAAAGUUGAAAUAUCAGUUAGUGAAUGGUGAGAUGUAUCCCCCGUCAGUAACCGAGGUCCCCGUGCACAUGGUGUACCCUGAGGGUUUACCUGCACAGCAACGUCUGGUCAUUGGUCACGAGAUAUUUGGCAUCCUGCCAGGUCUCACCGUGUAUGCAACCAUAUGGCUGAGGGAGCACAACAGGGUGUGUGAUGUCCUUAAGGCAGAGCAUCCCACCUGGGACGAUGAACAGCUUUUCCAGACCAGCAGACUCAUCAUCAUUGGGGAGAUCAUCAACAUCAUCAUCGAAGAGUAUGUGCAGCAGCUGAGCGGCUACCACCUGAAGCUUAAGUUUGAUCCCUCCCUGCUCUUCAACGUGCGUUUUCAGUACAGCAACCGAAUUGCCCUGGAGUUCUGCCACCUCUACCACUGGCAUCCGCUGAUGCCGGACAGCUUCCUCAUCGACGGGGAUGAAAUCCCGUACUCCCAGUUUCUUUACAACACCUCACUUCUCAUGCAUUAUGGUGUGGAGAAACUGGUGGAUGGUUUCUCUCGUCAACCUGCAGGACAGAUUGGUGGAGGUCACAACACGCAUGAAGCUGUGCUCAAAGUGACAGGAAUGGUGAUCAAAGAGUCCAGAGCAGCACGUGUUCAGCCCUUCAAUGAAUACAGGAAGAAGUUUAACCUAAAGCCUUACACCUCCUUUGACGAGUUCACUGAUGACAAAGACAUGGCCAGAGGUUUAGAGGAACUCUACGGGGACAUUGAUGCUUUAGAGUUCUACACAGGAGUCCUGCUGGAGAAAACUCGUCCUGAUGGUAUAUUUGGUGAGAGUAUGGUGGAGAUGGGUGCCCCCUUUUCCCUGAAAGGCCUGAUGGGAAACCCACUGUGCUCCCCUCAGUACUGGAAACCGAGCACAUUUGGAGGAGAAACAGGCUUCGACAUAGUGAAAACUGCCACUUUGAAGAAGCUGGUGUGUCUCAACACCAAGUGGUGUCCAUACGUGGACUUCCAUGUUCCGCGAAAUGAGGACGAGGCAAAACCAAGGAAACCGUCAACUGAACUUUAAUGAAUAUUCAGUAGAUGAUUUUUGGCUUAAUCAGUCACAACAUUUUUUUCACUGAUGACAUAAUACAUAAUCCAAUUUAGACAAAAGGACGGGUGAUCUUAAGACUACGGCAUCUGUAGUAUUAAUUGUCUUCAAAGUUUGCUUGCAGUAAAGUACUUGUAAAAACUGGUAAAUUCAAUGGGUCUCAUUCACUAACAUGUGCUCAGAAAUGUUCUUACUCUCUGAACAAAUGGAUUCAUGAGGUGAGCCAAUGUUGUCCCUACUGCCUUGUUUGUGAAUCCGAAUCAUGUGAAAUUGACAGACUUUAAAAUCUGCAAGCUGCCAUGCAUUUUCUCACUAGAGAGCAGUGCACUGAACAUAGAAGAAGACAUAAGCAGCAGUUUUAAGAGAUGGCUCCGAAAAGAAUUGCACAACAGCAGAUGUGUUGUGAAAUUGAAAAAAAUACACUGGUGGACGUUAAAAAAAGGCACAGUGGUGCAAAUUUAAAAUAAGAAUAGUUUGACGUUGCAGACCAGAAAUAAGAAAAAAAAAAAUGAUAACAUGAGGGAGACAGGGGAACAGCACAUCUCAUGGCUCAGGGUGAGGCUGGAGCAGUUAUUAAACAGUCAUUAUGAGGUUUUGUUCAAGGAAUGAGGGGGAAAAGUGAUGAUAUCCACAAAGAACCAUCAGGUCAUUUAUUUAAUAAUUAUAGCCAAGAUGGUAUCUGUUAAUCCUUGUAUAUUUUGUAAUUAAUGAGCAUAAUGCAACCAGAACAAAAUGUUUUAAAUUGAAGCUGCAUUUGCAAACAACUGUAAUAAUGAAUAACAGUAUAAAAUGUAGGCCAGAAUGAUGGAGGAGAAAUUUUAAUACUUGAAUAUAUAAACUAAGCAAACUAUCUCAAUAGUAUAGUUAAAGAUUGUGUCAAAUGCAUUAAUUAACUAAGUUAGUGUCCUUUUUGGAAAACAUUUGUGCAUACACACGGUCUAAGGAAGUUCUGAAUUAGUUUGAUGAGAUAGAGCACAUGUGUACACGUGGUUUAAGUUCAGAUUUUUGUGUAAAUACAGUUUGUGAAUGAGGCACAACAUUUUUUUGACCAUUGAGCAGGAAACUUUGGAGCAGUUAAAAUAAAAUGUGAGUUGUAUAUGA
This is a messenger RNA of Solea senegalensis (Senegalese sole), 3050 nucleotides long. It is a transcript of the gene ptgs1, whose product is annotated as prostaglandin-endoperoxide synthase 1. Bases 135 to 1925 code for a protein of 596 amino acids. Gene Ontology annotation, molecular function: prostaglandin-endoperoxide synthase activity; peroxidase activity; oxidoreductase activity, acting on single donors with incorporation of molecular oxygen, incorporation of two atoms of oxygen. Gene Ontology annotation, cellular component: cytoplasm; neuron projection. Lineage: Eukaryota; Metazoa; Chordata; Actinopteri; Pleuronectiformes; Soleidae. The transcript has 11 exons. The record is from RefSeq and is a predicted model, not a curated record. Gene Ontology annotation, biological process: cyclooxygenase pathway; response to oxidative stress.